UCCGCCCGCCACAUUCCAACAUCAACCCCCACCACACCGAAUAACCCACCUCACCCCGCACCACUCCGACACACAUUCGAAAAUGUUCUCGGCCCUCCGCUCCACCACGGCUGCCGCCGCCGCCCCGCGCACAUGCAGCCGCGCCUUCAGCAGCACGCCCCGGGCGCAACUCGCGCGCAUGACGGUCAUCGGCCGGCUCGGGGUGGCGCCAGAAGAAGUGCAAAUCUCGGGGGAGAGGACGCUGGUGCGCUAUGUGCUGGGCACGAGCCAUGGCAGGGGCGAGGAGAAGAAGACGAGCUGGUUUCGGGUUGCGAGUUUUGUGCGCGAUGGGCAGAAGGACUUUUUGAUGAGUUUGCCCAAGGGAACACUUCUCUACGUCGACGCUGAUGCGCGCAUGGAUACGUACACGGAUGCUGAUGGCAAUAAGCGCUCCAACCUUAGCUUGAUCUCACGAAACUUCGAGGUCCUCGCCCGCGCCCGUGUCGAAGAGGGCUCUGAGAACCCAGAGGCCAACGAUGAGGGUCUCGUGCAUGAGGGAUCUGGUUGAGCGUGUGGUAUCUUUCACGCACCGCUUCUGCGCUCAGCGAAUGGAUUCUUGUAAUGAGGGUAUGAAAGGGUUUUACUGCACUUGGGAUGAGUCAAUGAUGGAAGAGGGGUGAUGAUGGAUGAUAUCCGACUUCAAGCGGCGCUGUAGGGCUUAUGGUUGCAGACGUGUAUCAAGAAGUGAGCUGUAUACUACUCGAGGAAUGUGUUUUUGGUGCAAUCUCCGCUCUGGUAGUGGUGCAGAUGCUUUCAGGAUGGCCUAUCGAAUGAUACCUUUUUCCCAUGACAUAGCACGAAUGUUUCUGGGCGCACAAGACAGUUUUUAGCAUAUUGGUCCCGCUCAAGGUAGACGCACAAUUCGAG
Messenger RNA from Dothidotthia symphoricarpi CBS 119687, 906 nucleotides. RefSeq lists its product as uncharacterized. The record is from RefSeq and is a predicted model, not a curated record. Bases 83 to 547 code for a protein of 154 amino acids. The transcript is spliced from 3 exons. NCBI's taxonomy places the organism in Eukaryota, Fungi, Ascomycota, Dothideomycetes, Pleosporales, Dothidotthiaceae. Gene Ontology annotation, molecular function: single-stranded DNA binding.